AUUCCUUCUAUGUUAAUGUCUUAUUCUGUUGUGUGGUAUUUGGAAUGAGGAUGGGAAGGACUAAAUGUUAGGUGGAGGGUGGUUGAAACUUGUUAAUCAUUUCUUUCAGAAGGUUUCUUUUUGAGUAAGAGCUACAAAACUUUACUUCCUCUCUUAACCUGAGACCAAAACAAAGGAGUCCCUGCAUGCAGCUUGCAACUGUGGGCAACUAGUCGCAUUUGGAGCUGGAACACGUCUCCAUAGGAGAACCAGGAGAUGGAAAAGAGCAGGAUCCUCAUCAUUGGUGGCACAGGCCAUAUCGGCAAGCAUAUUGUUACUGCAAGCGUCCGGCUUGGCCACCCAACUGCUGUCCUCACCAGGGAUUCUGCACCAUCUGACCCAGCUAAGGCGCAACUCAUCAAGAGCUUUGUUGAUUCCGGUGCUGCUAUCAUCAAGGGAGAUGUAUUAGACCAUGGAAGCCUGGUUAAGGCUGUUAAGUCUGCCGAUAUAGUCAUCUCAGCAGUGGGCCCCCGCCAAGUCGGCGAGCAAACGAGGAUCAUUGCUGCGAUCAAGGAGGCAGGCAAUGUCAAGAGGUUUGUGCCAUCUGAGUUUGGCUCUGACGUGGACCGCCUUCACACCGUGGAUCCGGCCGCGUCACUGUAUGCUGUGAAAGCCAACCUCCGGCGGCUGAUUGAGGCGGAGGGGAUACCUCACACCUACAUCAGCUGCAAUUGCUUUGCAGAGACCUACCUUCCAAGCAUUGGUGAUGUCACGGCCAUUCGUGCUGGUCCUCCAGCCACCAAGAUCACUGUCCUAGGAGACGGCAGUGCCAAAGCUGUGUUCGUGGUGGAAAAUGACAUUGCUGCCUACACGAUGAGGGCGGUCGAGGAUCCAAGGACCCUGAACAAGAUCCUGUACAUGAGGCCUCCCGCGAACGUGUUGUCCCACAACGAGCUCAUCUCGAUGUGGGAGAAGAAGACCGGCAGGACCUUGCAGAAGGAGCACGUCCCAGAGGAGGACAUUCUGAAGUGGAUCAAAGAAGCGGCGUUCCCUCUGAACAUACUGCUGUCCCUGGGGCUCUCCACCUUCGUGAGGGGCGAGCAGGCCAACUUCGACAUCGACCUGUCGGUUGGCGUGGAGGCCACACAGCUUUACCCUGACGUCGCCUACACCACCGUUGAUGAGUACCUCAACGGCCUUAUUUAAUUUAAUUUAAUAUAGGCAGGAGACUUUGGAUGCAAGUGACAAGGUCACUGUCUCACCGGCUGAACUGUGUUUGGAAAUGAUAAGCCAGCGUCUUGCUGGCCGAACUGCUAUUUUGUUAUUGAAAGUGUGAAUAAAGUAGGGGUAUUAUUGUCUCCCUUCAGCUA
Molecule: messenger RNA, 1349 nt
Organism: Sorghum bicolor (sorghum)
Lineage: Eukaryota; Viridiplantae; Streptophyta; Magnoliopsida; Poales; Poaceae
Product: isoflavone reductase homolog IRL
Exons: 5
Coding region: 256-1185 (309 amino acids)
Molecular function (GO): oxidoreductase activity
Source: RefSeq, a predicted model, not a curated record